Messenger RNA from Salvelinus sp. IW2-2015, 3675 nucleotides. Lineage: Eukaryota; Metazoa; Chordata; Actinopteri; Salmoniformes; Salmonidae. The record is from RefSeq and is a predicted model, not a curated record.
UGGUUUAGUCCUCGGAUGGCGGUUGCUAUGGGUGUGAACAAACCGACAGCAGCAACRAUGGACGUCUGUGUUCGGCACGGCAGAAGGGCCACAGGCAACACGGUGAAGGUGUUGGAGUGUGGGGUGUGUGAGGAUGUCUUCUCUCUCCAAGGGGACAAGGUCCCCCGGCUGCUGCUCUGCGGUCACACAGUCUGCCAUGACUGUCUGACCCGGCUGCCCCUGCAUGGUAGAGCCGUCCGCUGCCCCUUUGACAGACAGGUCACUGAACUGGGGGACUCUGGCGUGUGGGGUCUGAAGAAGAACUUUGCCCUGCUGGAACUUCUGGAGAGGCUGCAGAAUGGAGCGUCCAACCAGUUGGGCAUGGCAGAGGAGUCCCUCAAAGGCAUGGGAGAGAGUAUAAUCCGCUGUGACGAGGACGAGAGCCACACGGCAUCUAUGUACUGCACGGUGUGUGCCACCCACCUGUGUGCCAACUGCUCCCAGCUCACCCACUCCACCCGCACCCUGGCCAAGCACCGGCGGGUACCCCUGGCAGACAAGCCCCACGAGAAGACACUGUGCCCGCAGCACCAGGUCCACGCUAUCGAGUUUGUCUGUCAGGAGGAGAUCUGCCAGCCUGGGCCGCUCAUGUGCUGCGUGUGCAAAGAGUACGGCAAGCACCAGGGACACAAGCAUGCGGUUCUGGAGGCAGAAGCCAAUCAGAUCCGUGCAUCCAUCCUGGACAUGGCCCACUGUAUCCGGACGUUCACAGAGGAGGUGUCGGAGUAUUCCAGGAAGCUGGUUGGGAUCGUACAGCAGAUCGAGGGAGGAGAACAGACAGUGGAGGACGGCAUCAGCAUGGCACACACUGAACAUGUCCCAGGCACGGCAGAGAGCGCCCGGUCCUGCGUACGGGCCUACUUCGCCGACCUCCACGAGACGCUGUGCAGACAGGAGGAGAUGGCGCUCAGCGUAGUGGACGCCCACGUCAGAGAGAGACUCAUCUGGCUCCGGCAGCAGCAGGAGGACAUGGCCAUCCUGCUUUCCCAGGUCUCCACUGCCUGCCUGCACUGUGAGAAAACACUGCAGCAGGAUGACUGCAGGGUGGUUCUGGCAAAGCAGGAGAUCAACAGACUGUUGGAGACUCUGCAGAAACAGCAGCAGCAGUUCACUGAGCUGGCCGACCACAUCCAGCUAGACGCUGGUAUCCCCGUCACRUUCACUAAGGACAACCGGGUCCACAUCGGUCCAAAGAUGGAGAUCAGGGUGGUGACCCUGGGACUGGAUAGUGCAGGGAAAACCACCAUCCUCUUCAAGCUGAAACAGGACGAGUUUAUGCAGCCCAUCCCUACCAUAGGUUUUAAUGUGGAGACAGUAGAGUAUAAGAAUCUCAAGUUCACCAUCUGGGAUGUUGGUGGGAAACAUAAGCUACGACCUCUCUGGAAGCACUAUUACCUGAACACACAAGCGGUGGUGUUUGUGAUUGACAGCUGUCACAGAGACAGGCUGAUGGAGGCCCACAGUGAGCUGGCGAAACUGCUGACUGAGAAAGAGCUGAGAGACGCCCUGCUGCUCAUCUUCGCCAACAAACAGGAUGUCCCCGGGGCUGUGUCAGUGGAGGAGAUGACGGAGCUUCUGAGCCUUCACAAACUGUGCUGUGGGAGGAGCUGGCACAUCCAAGGCUGUGACGCCCGCAGCGGCACAGGGCUCCACGAGGGCCUGGACUGGCUGUCCCGACAGCUGGUGGCUGCAGGCGUACUGGACGUGGCCUAAACCUCCCCUGAUGACUGACUUCUGUUACCCAGUCUCACCCAUUAUCCUCUUACCCUAAAACUACCCCAUAAACCAUUGAUACCCGAGAGACCAGUUUCACCAAAUACCUACCUAAACUUCUUACCUGAUGCUUGACUUAAAGGAGAAACAAUUUGUUUGAGAUUAAGAUAUAUAUAUAUAUAUCUCAAACUUAUUUCAAAUGGACCCAGUCCUACCACAGUAUCAUCCCAUAACCUGCACCCAGUUCCACUUCAGUCCUACCUCAAAAUCCCAUACCCUUCACCCUCAUACUCAGGCCCUAGUCCUAUCUUAUACCCUACAUCCCGGACCCCAUAGCCUACAUCUCUGUUCUACCUACCACACCCACUGUUCCCACCCCUAACCUGUGGAUAAGCUUAUAAUCUAACCCAUAGCCAGUGAAGCCAUCAUUAGUCUGAAUGCUUUGUGCUCUGCUCUGUCUUGGCUAAAAGGUAUGCUAAUUAACCAGGCCAGGAUAUAGGGUUUCCGUCAAGCUUAACUAACUAGACUACACAUUUCCAUAUCGCCUCAAUGAAGAUCGUAUGAGGUKGUUMAUUUCAUGGCGAAACUCCAUGUUGCAGAUGUUUUUCCUUUGGCUAACCAGUGUGCAGUUUGAUAUACUAAACAAAGGUGAAAUAAUUGAGUACAUAAGUCACUUAAGCCCUGACAAAGUGAAAAGUAUCAGUCUUAUACUGUAUUAGCAAAUGUCUAACCAAUAACCUGUUCAGUCUUGCGCAAAAUAUGAAUAUAAGUUGGAACAGCACGUUGACAACUGUCUGGCAUUUAACGUCUCCCUAAGGAGCUGCUGUAUUCUCUAAAACUAAAGCAGGUAUUCACACCCUAUAAGACAUUUACACACACAGGUCAAUUAGUUUGGUCACAGGACUAAGUGUGUACAUCCCGUGACUUUUCUACUCUUUAGGGCUUUACACACAAACGUUUUAUUGAAACGAAUGGUACAAUAUCCUGAAUUUGGCUUUAUGGCACUGCCUUCAUGUCAUGUCUUAACAGGAAUUGAUGGCAACCUAUUAUGGUCUAGAAUGUAUUUAUUUGGGGGGUGGUGUCAUCUUCGGUACCAAUGCACUUGACUGAUGUAAUGCAGCAUCUGGUCUGAAAAUGACAAGCGGUUAAGGUUUGGGUUCAGCUAUUAUUCACUUUGGUUGAGAAGUGUCUGUUACAUUAAAUAAUGCAGUUUACUGACAUCUGUUUUGAUCAAUUUUGAGUUGAUUGAAACAGACUUUGCUGAGAUGUUGUAUCUCUGGUGAAACAUCUGCGCGAUAUUUUUGCCUCCUGUUUUGUGGAGUUKUUUUGUGAAGAAUGCAUUGGUGCAUGUGGGUUGUGUUCAGGACGGUGCAACGUUGCACUUGUUGCAGAUAAAUGUUUAGAGCUGACAUGAUUCCUUCAUUAAUUGAGAGGAUGAUUUUCACACUUUAUCUGCAUGUUCCAUAAUGUUGUGCCCUACUGAAUGUGACCCUGGCUUCAUUUGAAACCAAAUGAAAAAUAAUAUCUGCUGUCGACUAUAGGACUCCAGGUUUUGAGUUCUGUAAUAACAUUUAUUMGAUUUUCUGUUUUAGCACAGUCUGAAUUUUUAGUAACAUACUACAUUACCCACCUGUAGUAACACCCUUUCAACGCCUCUUGUUGUAUCGCAGAACCAUCCUUUGGUUCGAAUUAACUUUCCUUAUUGCUAUAGUGUUUACUACUUCUUGUAUGUUUAAAAAAAGGCACAUGUGAAGAAGCCUUUCCCUCUACUCUUAACAGAUCUCUUGAUUUGCGAAAUCUUCCAUUUCUGAUGUGAUUUUGAAACGUUUAGAAGCACAGUGCACAUUUGUUACUCGGACUUGAUGUUUUUUGUAAAUGAWUCAUAAUGCGACGCUAUUAAAUAAAAACAAACUGAUGAAUGUC